AUGUUGGGAUUUCUGGAGGGCAAAGCCACGCCAUCUUGGGGAGUUGAUUCGCCCAGUGUUAACCUCGAAUAUGUCAACCGCAAACUCGAAGCUUUUGUCCGCGACCCUUCUCAGUGCCGUCGAAUACUUGUGAUCAAAUCCCCUCGAACUCCUAAGACGCCUCCUUACCCUGAUCCAAUGGUUCCCUCUACUUUCUACCGAACUUGGGCAGAGCACAAAGCUCGAGAAAUGCAGUACCUCGAACCGAAGAUCGAUCAUCGGUCGAGUAUCGACGACCUCGACUAUUGGCGUACAGAGGCCCGAUGCUACAUGUCUUUGCUAGGGGACCUUGCAGAUCUCGAGCGUCAAAAUAUUGAUGAAUGGACGUACUGGAGAACAGAAGCAACUUUUUGGAAGGAGACAUGCUGCACUGACCAGCGCACUGCGGAUCGGUGGCACGUCGAGAACAUACAAUAUUGGAAGACGGAAGUCCUGCACCUAGCAAAGGUGUUCAAGAACAACCCUCAAACCCCAAACAUACGUGAGCAUAUCUACGAUGCGAACUACUGGAAGACGGAGACUUUCCAUUACGAUGACCUGCUCCAAAGGCGACACAACCAGACCUUGGAAGACCAGGUACCGAAAUCAACUCUCCAACAGAACCCAAAUUGUAAGAAAAGAAAACACGAGGACGAUGGAGUGAGGCGUCCUGUAAAUUCGUGGCUAGCGAAGUGGCAUGCCGCACACGGGAAGCCAUCCGGAGACAAUGUAUCCUCUGAAGUGUCUGCAGCAUGCCUCAAAAAGCGACGUAUGGCGAACGCUGGAUAA
Messenger RNA from Fonsecaea nubica, 807 nucleotides. RefSeq lists its product as hypothetical. The transcript has a single exon. Bases 1 to 807 code for a protein of 268 amino acids. The record is from RefSeq and is a predicted model, not a curated record. NCBI's taxonomy places the organism in Eukaryota, Fungi, Ascomycota, Eurotiomycetes, Chaetothyriales, Herpotrichiellaceae.